Messenger RNA from Guillardia theta CCMP2712, 1002 nucleotides. RefSeq lists its product as hypothetical. The transcript is spliced from 7 exons. Gene Ontology annotation, cellular component: nucleolus. The record is from RefSeq and is a predicted model, not a curated record. Gene Ontology annotation, molecular function: rRNA binding. Gene Ontology annotation, biological process: maturation of LSU-rRNA from tricistronic rRNA transcript (SSU-rRNA, 5.8S rRNA, LSU-rRNA); ribosomal large subunit assembly. NCBI's taxonomy places the organism in Eukaryota, Cryptophyceae, Pyrenomonadales, Geminigeraceae. The coding region runs from base 1 to 1002 and encodes 333 amino acids.
AUGAAGCUGACCAUGCUGUACGCCCUUCUCUUCGUUCCUCUCGCUCUCCCAUCAAAACCCAAAGGCUCCAACCUGAAAUUGGCAGCGAAGAUCGUGGAAAAGAAUGAGCCCAAGAUACCUGUAUGGCUUGCAGGACAGGAGUUGUACAAGACUGAGAGGGUUGCCCUCUUGUUGAGAGGCGCCUCACUCGAUGAGGAGACCAAAUGUAAUCUCUUGGACUUGAACACUUUGAAGAAGCCAAAUGCACUAUUACUUGGGGAAAAGAUUGAUGGAGGAAAACUUCAGGGAAAUUCAUUUUUGGAGGAUAUUUGUAGAAAGAAGCGUGCUAGCAUGUAUAUUCAUGCCUCAAGCACUCAGAAAAAGCCCCGUAAUCUUGCAUUUGGGCGGCUUUUUAACGAAAAAAUACUGGACCACUUCGAAUUUAAAAUCACGCGAAGUUCAAGAAAUGAAAGCAAUAACCAUACAUCAGUACGGAAGUUUCCAAGUUACGGUUCUCCUCCUUGUUUCGUCUUUAUCGGACAACAAUGGCAGAAAGACAAAAAUCUUUCUGAGUUCAAGAAUUUACUCAUCGACUGUUUCGGUGUCCGACUUGGCAAAACUGUAUCAAUGGACAGCAUUGAGCAUGCCAUUGUUUGUGUAGCGCACAAUCAGACCGAAGUGUCUUUGAUUCACUAUGUGAUCGAGAUGGGUAAAUCGCUCCAAACCGUCAAACUUCACCUGUCCUUCCCUGAUUGUACCAUGAACCUCCGAGAAUGUAAGCUGGCAGAUGUUAACAUUCUAAGAAAAGCUCUUGGAGUCGUACGAGAAGUUGGACCGGAAGCACAGAAACGGGCAAAGCGAAGAUUGGAGAAGAAGCAGAAAGAGGCAGAGAAGCGACGAAAGCGCCUGGUCGAGGAAAAGAGAAAGCAGUGGCUGGCCCAAGGGAUCCAUGCGACGCCCGAGAUGCUCCAACAGUACGCGGAGGAACAAAACGCUGCUGCGGUCAAAGUUAAGGCACUAUAG